Halichondria panicea is the source of this 971-nucleotide messenger RNA. Its product is annotated as 14-3-3-like protein 1. The record is from RefSeq and is a predicted model, not a curated record. Gene Ontology annotation, biological process: signal transduction; intracellular protein localization. NCBI's taxonomy places the organism in Eukaryota, Metazoa, Porifera, Demospongiae, Suberitida, Halichondriidae. Gene Ontology annotation, cellular component: cytoplasm. The transcript has 6 exons. Bases 126 to 854 code for a protein of 242 amino acids.
CACACGCCCCACUGCACUACAGCUACAUCCUUCCUCGAUCUAGAUCACAUCUCAGAGAUCUUCUAGCCCCGCGAACCUACACUCUCCUGAAUUCCAUUCAUUCGUUGAGUUAAACACACAAGACAAUGGCAGAUGUACUCGCAGAAAAAGCUAAGCUGGCUGAACAAGCUGAGAGAUAUGAAGAUAUGGCUAAGUUUAUGAAAGAGCUAGCUGAGAAAAAGCGUGAGUUCAACACUGAGGAGCGUAACCUGCUGUCUGUAGCCUACAAGAACGUAGUGGGGGCAAAGAGAACCGCUUGGAGGGUGUUGUCUGCCAUUGAAAGGAAGGAAGAAAACAGCACGGAGAAGACGGACCUGAUCAAAGAGUACAGACAGAAGAUUGAGAAAGAACUUGAAGACAUUUGCGAUGAGGUCGUGAGCCUACUAGAGACGUGCCUCAUUGUUGGUGACCAAGAAACUGACGAAGUUGCGGUUAUUGAGAACAAAGUGUUCUACUUGAAAAUGAAGGCUGACUACUACCGCUAUCUGUCCGAGAUACGCACACCCAACGUAACGGAACAUAUCAAAAAAUCAGAGCAAGCCUAUAAAGAUGCUCAAACAGCAGCAGAGAAGUUAAAGCCAACUCACCCGAUCAGACUUGGUCUUGCUCUUAAUUUCUCUGUGUUCUACUACGAGAUACAAGACGAACCUGACAAAGCUACAGCAUUGGCCAAGAAAGCUUUCGAUGAGGCAAUUUCAGAGAUGGAUUCAUUAGAAGACAGUUCUUACAAGGACAGUACCUUGAUUAUGCAGCUGCUCCGGGACAAUCUGGCUUUGUGGAACAGCAGUGGCAAUGACGAAGAUGAGGAACAAUGAGAUAAUGAACACAUAAUUAUUAGCUAGUGCUAAAUAUCUUUAUAGCUAGAAAUUACGAAAUGAUUGAAGUACACUAAUUCCUUUUUAUGAUCUUUAUUAUUGAAAUUUUAUGUGAAA